CGGCGGUGGCGGGAGCGUCCCUGGUUUCCGCCCCUGUUUCCCACUCUCCUUCCACCUCCGACCCGCCGGGGCUGUGGACAGGCUCCGCUGGCCCGUCCCCCGGAGCCGCCCCGCUGCUGCCGCUUCCUCCCUCCGCUCGCCGUGAGCCCGGCAGUCUCCGCACUGUGCGCUCCCCCGUCUGGGCCAUGGAUGGUGUUGUUACAGAUCUUAUAGCAGUCGGUUUAAAGCGGGGAUCUGAUGAGCUUCUUUCUUCUGGCAUCAUUAACGGACCUUUUACCAUGAACAAUUCUAGUCCUUCUAUAGGUGUGUAUGCUAAUGGGAAUGACAACAAGAAAUUUAAAGGAGAUAGACCUCCCUGUUCGCCUUCCCGUGUUCUCCAUCUUCGCAAAAUUCCAAGUGAUGUCACCGAAGCAGAGGUCAUAUCAUUAGGUCUACCAUUUGGCAAAGUAACUAAUCUUUUGAUGUUGAAAGGAAAAAGCCAGGCUUUCUUAGAAAUGGCUUCUGAGGAAGCUGCUAUUACUAUGGUGAAUUAUUACACUCCUGUUACUCCUCACCUUCGAAGCCAGCCUAUUUUUAUUCAGUAUUCCAAUCACAGAGAACUUAAGACUGACAAUCUACCUAAUCAAGCUGUAAGCAAAAGAACUCCUCCAGCUCUUGAUUCUGUGUUGAAAGUUAUUUAUAAUCGAGCCCAAGCUGCACUGCAGGCUGUCAGUGCUGUCCAGUCAGGAAAUCUGGCCCUUCCUGGAGCUCCCACCAAUGAAGGCACAAUGCUACCUGGGCAGAGCCCUGUGCUCCGGAUAAUUAUUGAAAACCUCUUUUACCCUGUUACUCUGGAAGUUCUUCAUCAGAUAUUUUCUAAAUUUGGCACAGUCUUGAAAAUUAUCACCUUUACAAAGAAUAAUCAGUUUCAAGCCUUGCUUCAGUAUGCUGACCCAUUGAAUGCACAGUAUGCCAAAAUGGCACUGGAUGGCCAGAAUAUCUAUAAUGCAUGCUGCACUCUGCGUAUUGACUUCUCCAAGCUUACCAGCCUUAAUGUGAAAUAUAAUAAUGACAAAAGCAGAGACUUCACUCGCUUAGACCUUCCUACUGGUGAUGGCCAUCCAUCCCUUGAAUCCCCUAUGGCUGCUGCUUUUGGUGCACCAGGUAUAAUUUCCUCACCAUAUGCAGGGGCUGCUGGAUUUGCCCCAGCCAUUGGAUUUCCUCAAGCUACAGGUCUGUCAGUCCCAGGUGUUCCUGGAGCUCUUGGUCCUCUCGCACUCACCUCCUCUGCUGUCACUGGAAGGAUGGCCAUUCCUGGGGCUGGUGGUAUACCAGGAAAUUCUGUUCUGCUUGUCACCAAUCUCAAUCCUGAUCUUAUCACACCACAUGGGCUGUUUAUCCUAUUUGGAGUAUAUGGUGAUGUACAUCGAGUGAAGAUUAUGUUUAAUAAGAAAGAAAAUGCUUUGGUUCAGAUGGCAGAUGCAAAUCAAGCUCAGCUAGCAAUGAACCAUCUGAAUGGUCAGAGACUUUAUGGAAAAGUGCUCCGUGCUACACUGUCCAAACAUCAGGCCGUUCAGCUUCCUCGAGAGGGACAAGAAGACCAAGGUCUGACUAAGGAUUUUAGUAAUAGUCCUUUGCAUCGCUUUAAAAAGCCUGGCUCUAAAAACUUCCAGAAUAUUUUUCCACCGUCAGCCACUCUGCAUCUUUCCAACAUCCCACCUUCUGUUACGAUGGAUGACCUGAAGAACCUUUUCACAGAAGCUGGGUGUUCAGUGAAGGCUUUUAAAUUCUUUCAGAAAGAUCGCAAAAUGGCCCUUAUUCAGUUGGGAUCUGUGGAAGAAGCGAUCCAGGCCCUCAUUGAGCUUCAUAACCAUGACCUUGGAGAAAAUCACCACCUCAGAGUUUCCUUCUCAAAAUCUACAAUCUGACUUUCUGUGAAUUUUUCUUCUAAGACUGGACCAUAAUAGCAGUAAAAUGUUCAGACAUAGACUGAAGCAAUUCAAGACCAAUUCUGCCUCUUUUACAAAAAUGAUUUUUUUCUGAGUUUGCUGUUUAAGUAUAUUCAAAAAAUUAAGGAAUGUUUUCCCCCCUGCCAAUAUGUGCUCAAAGGGGUGUUUUUCUUUUAUAUCUUAAUUUCUAUGAAAAUAAUCUUCAGGAAAAAAAUUUUUUUUCAGUAAUUCACUUCCCCAUAUUAAAUUGGAUUUCAAAAGGACAGACUCUUUUAGUUUGGGACCAGAUCAGCCUUAUACAUUUCUAAACUCCUUUGUACUUUAAAAAAUUAAAUAUAACAACUUUUAAAAUUACUUGAUAUAAGUAAUUUCAAUUUCUUACAACCAAGUUUUUAACUUUAUGCUUCAGAAUUUGUUCAUGUAUAAAUUACAUCAAUUAUUUGGCAUAUAUUGAUGGUUAUACAUAAACAAAUUGGUUUGUGUUGGAAGCAGAUUUAUAAACUUCAUGUUCUCUUUCAGUUUUUUUUUUUCCCACUGGUAAGACACUCCUAUGAAUAUUGCAUAUCUUUAAUUUUUUAAAAGUAUUUGGAGAAAUGAAGCAUCUCAGCUGUCCCAAGGAAAUUAAGUGGAAUCCAACCAGGAUCAAUUAAGGUGUCAGAAAAAUCAGUAACUUUCUUUGGAAAAAUCAUGUUUUAAAUUUCAAAAUGAUACAUUUGCUGAGUAAUAUAAUAUGAUCUUAGAAAACUAAAAAACAAUUCUACUUAUAAACUACUUUUUUAUAAUUGUUUUCAGAAAAAAGUUUACAGUCUUAAGGAAAAUAUUCAGGUCUAUCAUGGUUUGACAGAUUUUUAAAAGUUAUUUUUGGUAAGGUCUUCUUUUAGAAAAAAAUUAAAUCUCAAGGGUUUUUUGUACCACUAUAAUCUGUAAUACUUAUUCAGAAUUACUGUGUAUUUACUUAAUUUCUAAUUAUGUGCCUUAUUAUGUGCUUAUGAUACAAUAGGUUAGAGUUUUAUCUAAGUAUCUUGAAAGCUAUAUUGUGGGCUUGGUGAGUGUUUCCCUUUUCUUUCCCUGUUUUGGUAAGGAUUUUAAAGGAUUUUUCAUUGCUAUUUUAAGUAGUUUUCAAUAAGUGAUCAUUUUUAUCCAAAUUUAUGGUGCUUUGGUGCAGAGAUGGGGUGGGGAAGGAUAAAUGGUUUAGACAAUAAUUCACUGUACACCUGUAGGCCUCUUCACAUUUGACCAAUAGCAGUCAUUGCCGUUAUGGCAUACUGAUUUGGAGCUAUGAAAUGCAAUCUCAGUUUCUGGAUCUUGUCAAAUCUUUAUCAUUCAUCAGAUUUUGUCUCAGGAUUACUUGAUUUUUCUCAGUACUCAAGCAGAACUUGCUUUUCUUUGUUAAUGUAGCUUCAUUACUGAGUGCCCACAUAUGUGGAGUAUGGCAGAAUGGGUUCCUUCUCAUUCUCGGUCCCAUUCCCUUUUUUGGUUGAAUGUAAGAGUGCAUUUUAAUGUGGCUUCAGUGAUUGUAUAAUGUAAAAUUGUUUCUUUUUAAUGAGAAACUUAGCUUUUGUUAAUUUCUCCUUCAAUGCUUGAUCAGAUUUUUUAAAAGCGGGAUUUGUCAAAAGGGACAUUUUUGUCCACCACUUUUACACUUCUCAGAUUCUCAGAGUGGCUCAUCUCACCUUUAAGAGGAAUAUCUCAAUCUCUUUGCUAUAUUCCAGCCAUUUAUUUGAACACAGGAAGGGUUCUACAAAAGAAGUUUUACAAAAAAUUGGAGACAGAGGAGAUAUUAUAGGUUGUUAAAAAGCAGAAUUCACUCAACACUGAGCAAUAGAAGGUAGGUAGAAUUGGAAGGAGACUACUAAAUUGAGACCUUUUGGGUGCAUCAAUUUAGCAUUGGCUGAAUAGAUAGGUAUAAUCACUUAUCAGAUUUUUUAUUUUUUUCACUUACGAGAUAUAUUUUUAGCUAAACACUGAGUAAAGGGGAAGGGGAAAAUGUCUUUGAGACAGCUCCCAAAAUUUACUUCCUUUUUCCCUCCAUACAGGCACUAUUAAAGUUUUUAGUGACAGGUUAAAUUGGAUUCUUUCAUUUGCUUUGAGUUACGAAUUUCUGUGUAGUUUAAAGUCAUGAUUCUCAUAAUCAGCGUGUAAGUGUAGCAAAAGUGUAGCAGAAGGGAGAUCAUAAGGGUGUUGAAUGUAAUUUUGAAAUAGAGCAUGGCCUUUAAAUCUGAGAGAACGUUUGAAUCCUUUUCAGGGAUUUGUGAUGUGUGUUUAUAUAAGUGUGUGUAUAUAUAUAUAUGUAUAUAUAUGUAUAUACACACACACACGCACAUACACUCUUCUGAUGUUGUACAUACAUAUACACAUUACAUACCUUUUAAUUUAUUGACAAAGAAAAUCAAAUUAAGAUUUGGAAAAGUGAGAUAUUCUUAUUUAAAGUAGUGUGUUUGAAACCAUCAAUUUGUGUCUAAAAUUAGCUGUAGCACAUGGAUGUUAUCUAUACUGGGCUAUUUGCUGUUUGACUUCUAGAAGUCUACAGUGUUUGUGUUGGCAUAGUUUAUGUAAAAAGAUUUUAAAAUAUCAGGGUAGUGGAAAAAUUAGAUCUUUGUAUUUUUGUUUUUGGCAUGCAUGUAUUAGAUAUCUUCUAAGUCAUGUUUUCACUGUUCAGCUGACAUAGUAUUCUAUUUUUAAGCUUAUUUACUUUAUUUUAAGGAGUAUGUCUUAUCACUUUUGGAAGUGUCUUCACUUUUACACAAAGUAUAUAUAUUCAGGACUUUUAAAAAAAUAGCAGUACAUGUUUAACAAGUAGCAAUUUAUGCCAAAAAGUUUUUCUUUGAGAUUUAAGUAAGUUGCAGAGCAGUAAAAUGUGUUUUGUGUGAAAUACAAAUAGAAAAAUGACCCAGUAACUAAAUUGUUAACUUAUCAAUUAAGAAUAUCAGCAUUUUACCCAAUAGCUCCUACAGAAUGCCAUAAAUCCUUUAAGACUAAAUAUUGUAAUCUUUUAUUUGUAGUAAUAAUAUUUCUGAUUUUUUUUUUUUUUGUCAAAAGACGCAGAUAUCAUCAUUUUUAGAGACGUAUUUCUUUCUGCUUGCCUAAUUCCUUAUGGGAGCAGGGCAGUGCCUACAAUAGUAAUCUAGGUUCUGCCU
This is a messenger RNA of Myotis myotis, 5065 nucleotides long. It is a transcript of the gene PTBP3, whose product is annotated as polypyrimidine tract binding protein 3. The transcript is spliced from 16 exons. The coding region runs from base 186 to 1907 and encodes 573 amino acids. Gene Ontology annotation, molecular function: mRNA binding. Lineage: Eukaryota; Metazoa; Chordata; Mammalia; Chiroptera; Vespertilionidae. Gene Ontology annotation, biological process: mRNA processing; regulation of RNA splicing. Gene Ontology annotation, cellular component: nucleus. The record is from RefSeq and is a predicted model, not a curated record.